Molecule: messenger RNA, 1512 nt
Organism: Diatraea saccharalis (sugarcane borer)
Lineage: Eukaryota; Metazoa; Arthropoda; Insecta; Lepidoptera; Crambidae
Source: the annotation of a GenBank genome assembly
AAGUCGAAAAACUCAAAAAAUCGGAUGUAAAGGUGUUCUUAACGAAGAUGUUUAAAUUAAGCGCAAACUUAUCCAGAGGCACUACAGUGUUUCUGAAACGUACAAUGUCAACUCAGGAGGCUGAUGUUUUGUUCGAGACAUUAAAUAAUGCUGGCAUUAUAACAUUGAAUAGACCAAAAGCUUUGAAUUCUUUAAACACAUCAAUGGUUUCUAAACUACUGUCACAACUUCAAGAAUGGCAAAACCAGAAAUCACUAGUCAUAAUCAAAGGAGCUGGGGACAAAGCAUUUUGUGCCGGAGGUGAUGUCAAAGCUGCUAUAGACAAGGUUGAAGGGCCAAGAUUUUUCAGGACUGAAUACAAUUUAAACUAUCUUAUUGGAAACUACAAAAUUCCAUAUAUAGCUUUUAUCAAUGGCAUCACUAUGGGUGGUGGUAUGGGUCUAUCUGUCCAUGGGAAGUACAGGGUUGCAACUGAGAAAACAGUGAUUGCGAUGCCAGAGACAAAAAUAGGCCUCUUCCCAGAUGUAGGUGGUUCUUACUUCUUACCUAGACUGCAGGUUAACUUAGGAUUAUAUUUAGGUUUGACUGGUGACAGAUUAAAAGGGAAAGAUGUUGUUAAAGCUGGUAUAGCUACUCACUAUGUUCCAAGCAAACGCUUAUAUGAACUAGAAAAGCUUUUAUCAAGAUGCACUAACAAUUCUGAGGUCAGCUCACUACUUAGCAAAUUCAAUGAGCCAACAGAGCAGUUUUCCUUGGCUGAACACAUUAAACAUAUCAACUAUUGCUUUGCUGCUUCCUCAAUUGAAGAGAUUAUUGAAAGGUUAGAAAAAGUGCAAAAUGAUUGGUCAAAGAAAACAUUAGAGACGCUGCAUACAAUGUGUCCGGGCUCGCUGAAGAUAACGUCGCGUGCGCUGCAGCGCGGCGCGCAGCUGGACCUGGGCCAGUGCCUGCAGAUGGAGUACAGGCUCGCGUGCCGGGCCACCACCAAUCACGACUUCCCUGAAGGUGUCCGGGCUCUCUUGAUAGACAAAGACAACAAGCCGCAGUGGAAGCCGCGCACUCUGCAGGAAGUAGACGAGGAUUAUGUGGAGGGAUACUUCAAGCGGCUACCUGAUGACCAGGAACUAAAGUUCUUUGAUGCCAAGCUUUAAACUUAAUCUCAAUGGGACAGAUCUAUUUAAAAAAGAAACCAGCAGUUUAUGCGCUGGAUAUUGUGCUGUCAAAGUCAGUUUUAUUCACAGUCGGUUAAUAACUCACCUGUAGUUAGUUUGUAUGCCAACCUUAUCCUAGUUAUAUUGAAACUGCAUAUUUUAAAUGGCUUAUGGUUUGAAUUUAGCCAAUGUUGAAUCUCGCUUACAAGCGUGCUUCGAAAAUAACCAUUUUCUAAAAGUGAUAUUAUUAUGAGUUUCAAUUGAUAUUGCCACUUAUUUACGACGUACGAUUAUUGCCAAAUAUAGUGAGGCUUGCGUUUAAGUGAGAUUCAAUGUAUAGUCAUGAAACAAAAGUUUAUAU